UGGGAGGCGGACAGCUACAUAGACUGCGUCUUGAAUCAUUGAGACAGUAGCCGAUUUAAAUGAGACAUCCGGCCUAGAAACUCCGGCGAUCUACUAUAUAAAUAAGCCCUUUCACCUCGAUCUGGUUCAGUGGUAGCCAGUAGAUCAGAUAUUUCCCUUAUUUUCAGUCUAAGACGCUCCAAAGAUGUGUUCCCUUACCUUGUUCACCUUGCUCUUAGCCCCUCUAGGGGUUCUCGCUUCUUCAAGCCCUUCUAGCCCUUCAAACCCCCCAAGCGGCACCAUCAUUUUGCCUAAUUUCGAACCGCCAAACAUGGUUCGCGAUGCUGUGGAAACCAUCGCUACACCUGCGCCGUGCGCAUUUCUGAACCCGUUACCCAGCGAGGAAGAGACUCGCAGGCGGUUCGACAAGUUCGCCGACGCUUUCAUGGUGAAGCAUAACCUCACCGAAGCGUUCGAAUACGUAUCCUCGAUAUACAUAAACCAUGACCCCAUGUCUCCGGGGAACGGUCCUGACGUUGCUUUAUCUACCUUGUCCACAUUUUGGGAUCACAUCCAGAUCACACCACUCCGUCAAAAAUUCGAGGGGAACAUGGGAUGGAUGAGCUAUAAUGCCAUGCCUAAGGGUGUAAUCAACGACCGGUUCAGAUGGGAGGCAGGCUGUAUCGUUGAACACUGGGAUGAGGAGAAGUUCCCUAAUAAAUGAGCUAUAUACGAGCAGAGAUACUCCCAUUGGCGGUGGCCGAUAGAUAGUGGCUUGGUGACUUUGGGUGGUGAUUUGACAAUUGAUACGCUAUAGAUCUGAUCCCUCUUUGUCUUAACUUGUUUGGCUGGCGCGGACUAGUUUUCUGUAGGUGCCAUAGGUGCUUGCAUAUGGACAAUAUGGGCAAUAUGAUUGGUACCGCGAGGUUGGCCAGGGAUGUGCGUCAUCUUACUUCAUGUCUUAAACUCUUGGUUCAUGUUGUGCGAGUUCACGUUGUGCUUCGGUGGGAGAAGUGAGUACCUGCUGUACGUAACCUAGGAAUAUACUGCUUAUGUAAGAGGACACCGAGUGGGGGCAGGUCAGAUUCACUGAUUGAAGUUGCACAUUCCAAUCUUUAAAACGAAGCUAAUGCAGUUCAUCCCGCACCGUCCGCCAUAAGUAUAUUGUACCUUUUUAGCCAAUCAUUAGGUAUG
Molecule: messenger RNA, 1173 nt
Organism: Annulohypoxylon truncatum
Lineage: Eukaryota; Fungi; Ascomycota; Sordariomycetes; Xylariales; Hypoxylaceae
Exons: 3
Coding region: 185-703 (172 amino acids)
Source: RefSeq, a predicted model, not a curated record